Messenger RNA from Monopterus albus (swamp eel), 742 nucleotides. It is a transcript of the gene ssna1, whose product is annotated as Sjogren syndrome nuclear autoantigen 1. The transcript has 3 exons. NCBI's taxonomy places the organism in Eukaryota, Metazoa, Chordata, Actinopteri, Synbranchiformes, Synbranchidae. Bases 266 to 610 code for a protein of 114 amino acids. Gene Ontology annotation, cellular component: centrosome; ciliary basal body; axon. The record is from RefSeq and is a predicted model, not a curated record. Gene Ontology annotation, biological process: axon extension.
CAGAAGGCGAAGAAGUAGUCUGCGUGGUCGGUAUCCGGUAGAAUCGUUUUUGGUUCAGGUGUUUGGGCAACCCUAAAGCCGACGGGUACGAGCGCCUCGUUUAAAGCACUUUGCGGGGAAAGGCGCGUAUGCUUCGUUACAUGACGGGCUCCUGGUACGGUUAGCUGAACCGGCUGACGCUGCGAAUUUAAGGCUAGAUAAGUCGCACACAACCUUAGCCACGGCUUUAACUUAUAGUUAGACAAACGUUAGCUAAAAGUCCGACAUGACACAACAAGCUGCUGCUCUGCAGACCUACAACAAUGAACUUGUUAAAUGUAUCGAGGACCUGUGCUCCAAGCGGGAUGAGCUGAACCGUCAGAUCAAGCAGGAGGAAGAGGAGAAGGAGCGGCUGCAGCAUGACAUCAGCGUCCUGUCCGAGAAGCUGAACAGAGUCAACGAGAGCCUGGCGCAGAGACAAGCUGCCCGAGCCACCUUUAAUCGCACCAUCAAGGAGACAGAGGCAGCAUACAGCAAGAUCCUGGAGAGUUCGCAGUCUCUUCUGAGCGUCUUGAAACAGGAGGCGGGAAACCUCAGUAGAGCUACAGAGCCUCGGAGGAAGGAGCACUAGGAACUGUUGCUCCUUUUGACCACAACCACACGUCUCACUCUGACUCUGCACUUUUUAUGCAGUUUGGACUAUUUGUAAUAUAUCUUACUGAUCAAUGGUAAAUUCUUAAAUCCAAUAAAUGUUUCAUGUCAC